Molecule: messenger RNA, 1727 nt
Organism: Paramecium pentaurelia
Lineage: Eukaryota; Ciliophora; Oligohymenophorea; Peniculida; Parameciidae
Source: the annotation of a GenBank genome assembly
AUGAACGAAUUCCCUGAUUAAAUAGAUAUUUCAAAAUUAAGAAUCGAUUUAGGUGAGUAAUGGAACGAAACUGAAUUGGAGGUCUUUCUAAAAAGUAGAUAUCUAUUCAUUAAUAAAAUACAGUCUUUAGAUAGUAACAAUUAGCAGGAGUUGGAAGAAUGUAGGAAAUAUUAAAACAACUUGGAUAUCAAAGAACAAUCAUAAAUUUAUUGUCAAUUUAUAAAAAAGUAUAGAUAUCUAUGAAGAAUAGAAUAAAAACUUUUUAGAAUCAAAUCAAAAUUGUACAGCUCAUGAUUUGUAUUUGAUUUUAUAAGAUCAUUAUGAAUAAAAUGAGACAAUCAAUUAUGACAAAGCCUUAAUAAAGAAAAUCAAGAAAAAUUAGAAUUGUAUUAUAUUUAAAUCUAAAUAUAAGGUCGUAAGUCAAUUCCUUAAAAAUUUGAAGUGAUUGAAAAUGAAAUUGAUUUGACUUAUUAUUUUACAGCAACUUAAUGUAAUACUAAUAGAUGUAUGAGUAAAGGCUAAGAAAUUAGUUAGAACGUAUUAAUUUUAAUUUUAUCAAGUUCUGUAAAUGGAUUCAACAUGAAUAUUUCUAUUCUCAUUUAGAUUAUACAUAUUUUAGUUUAAAUGAAUUUCAAUAGAUGUUAAACAAGGCUAAUGUGUAAUUGGGUAAGAAAUCAAUUUCAGAAUGGAGAUAGAUAAAAAUGGUAUUAAAUUUAUAUAAAACAAUAUAGGCAAUUGGAUAACCAAGAAGAUUUUCAUUUUAUUUUUUAUAAUAGGAGAUGAGUAAAUUGGCAAAAUAUCGAUCAGUAAUACGAAAUUACUUAUUUGAUUAAAACUAUCCAGUUCAUAGGGAUAUUAAAAAUUUAGAUUUAAUAAGAGAUAUAGUUAGACUUGCUCCAUUUAGUAUUGGAUAAGUUGUAUAUGCUAUACAUCCAGAAUGUAAACAUGUACAUCCAGGAUAAAUUUUAUCUACUAAUUUACCAAGUAUUACAAUAAAAUUCUUAUAAACUGAAUUGGGAGUUCAUAAAAUAUUUGAUUAGAAUAUUUAAUUGUAAAUAUAUAAAGUAUAAUAUAAUAAUAGGGAGGAGAAGUUUCUAAAUAAAUAGAUGAGUGAUGAUCGAUUUGAUAUGUAAUAAUAAAUGAGUUUAAAUCUUUCAAAUGAAAAUAAAAAUACUUUGAUUUCUAGUAUUGUAUAAGAAUUUGAUUACUUUGCUGCUUCUUUUAUGAUUAGGAUUUUGUAAAGGUAUUAAAAAAUCAUCAUUUAUAAGGAAAUAUGCUCUAGUGGGUUAUUUAAAAUAACUUAAUUAAAGAUUGGAAUAGGAUCCUACUCUAAAAAAUGAUGUAGACUUUAAGGCUUAAUAUGGAUGGACUUUUUAAUAAAUAAGAAAUUUUGAUUCAGCCUCUAAACAUGUUAUGACAAAAUUUAGAAUGAGAGGUUUAAAUGGAUAUUGUAUCUAUAUUUCAAUAAUUAAAAUAUUAGCUCUUAAAUAAGUGAAUAAUAAUCUUGAUAAGGUUUUAAGUAUGCCAUUAGCCUAUAUGGAGAGAGAAUUAGAUCAAAAUAAUAGUAGAGUUGAAGAAGAGAAGAAAAAUUAAGAGAUUAAAUAAAUUAUACAUAAAUAGUAGGAUGUAUGAAAUUUUGUUACUUUUUAGGAAAAAAUCAAUUCACAAUUAAAUCAAUUAAUAAAUUCAAAAUUUUAAUUUCUAGAGAAUGAUAAUUGUAUUUGAUU